This is a messenger RNA of Benincasa hispida (wax gourd), 1224 nucleotides long. Its product is annotated as GDSL esterase/lipase At2g30310-like. Lineage: Eukaryota; Viridiplantae; Streptophyta; Magnoliopsida; Cucurbitales; Cucurbitaceae. The record is from RefSeq and is a predicted model, not a curated record. Gene Ontology annotation, molecular function: hydrolase activity, acting on ester bonds.
GUAAUUCCAGCAAGUUAUACUUUCAUGCGAUCAAACACCUAGCUUUCAAUUCCUGGCGUUUUGAAGGUGAUGAAAGAAUAAACAGUCCACUCUUUAUGUAUACAAUAACUCACCUAAUUAAGUACACAAGGUGUUCUUCUACGUUAGAACGGUUUCUUCUGUAAAUAAAUGCAAAAAUAAUAACAAGAUUUGUGUAACAUUCAACAGCUCCCUAUAAAUUCAUGCACCAAUUUGGCAAAGAUGAAUAUCAAAGAACAAGAACUUUGAAGAAUACCUGCAAUGGCACGAGCUAAUUACCUCAUUGUUGCUCUCUCACUCCACGUAACCUGGCUGCUAUUUCUUAGCAAACCAUGCAUCGCUUUGACACCUGAAACUUCUCCAUCUUUUCCUGCCAUUCUCAUAUUUGGUGAUUCUACGGUCGACACCGGAAAUAACAACUUCAUCCCCACUAUUUUCAAGGCUAAUUACUCUCCAUACGGCAAAGAUUUUCCUGGCCAUGUUGCUACUGGAAGGUUCAGUGAUGGGAAACUCAUUCCUGACAUGGUGGCAUCUAAGUUGGGGAUAAAGGAGCUUGUUCCUCCAUUUCUGGAUCCUGAACUGUCGGAUGAUGAUGUGAAAACAGGGGUCAGUUUUGCAUCCGCCGGCACAGGACUCGAUGAUCGAACAGCCGCUAUAUCUACAGUCAUUCCUGCGAUGAAACAAAUUGGUAUGUUCAAGAACUACAUUCAAAGGCUUCAAAGAAUUGUGGGUGUGGAUGAAAGUAAGAGGAUUAUUGGCAGUGCUUUGGCUGUCAUUAGUGUAGGAACCAAUGACUUAACCUUCAAUUUCUACGACCUUCCAACCAGGCAGUUGCAAUUCAAUAUUAGUGAUUACCAAGAUUUUCUACAGAAUAGACUACAAAGCUUGAUCAAGGAAAUUUACCAGCUUGGAUGUCGCACUAUAGUGGUCGCUGGCCUCCCUCCAAUUGGUUGUCUUCCAAUUCAAGAGACCAUAUCAUUCCCAAUUCCUCUAAAUCGAAAAUGUUUGGAAGAUCAAAAUACAGAUUCCGAAGCCUACAAUCAGAAGCUUUCAAAGCUGUUGGGCAAUUUACAAUCACAGCUACUAGGAAGCACAAUUUUGUAUGCUGACAUUUACACUCCUCUCGUGGACAUGAUUAAUAAUCCCCAAAAAUAUGGUAAGCCGGUAUAAAUAAUUAAGGGAAAUCAAGUUAUGAACAAAAAAAUC